Molecule: messenger RNA, 13683 nt
Organism: Trypanosoma theileri
Lineage: Eukaryota; Euglenozoa; Kinetoplastea; Trypanosomatida; Trypanosomatidae
Product: putative ubiquitin-protein ligase-like
Exons: 1
Coding region: 1-13683 (4560 amino acids)
Biological process (GO): proteasome-mediated ubiquitin-dependent protein catabolic process; protein polyubiquitination; positive regulation of protein catabolic process
Molecular function (GO): ubiquitin-protein transferase activity
Source: RefSeq, a predicted model, not a curated record
AUGCAAGGUCGUGGCGGUACUGUUCGGGGACAGGCGUUAUUGCCUGUUCACGAUAGCGAAGUGCAGGCUGGACUGCAAUUAUCAUUACCAUCGCCGAUCUUAUUGUAUUACUUCGCACGUUUGAAAGAGUGUAAAAUUCGCCACGAAUUAACGCCGCGUGUCUUUAAUGAUAUACUACACGAUGAGGAGUUCUUUCGUGAUAUGAACGGGUUUUGUAGUAAAGGAUUUGGAGACCUCCUAAAGGAUGUUUCAUGGAGGUGGUGGAGAGUGCAUGCGCGGGAUAUAUUACGACGUGGAGUUGACAGCAAGAAUAGCAACAGUGAUAUCUAUAGUAGUCCUGGUGAUGAUGAUGGUAAUGAUAAUAAUGAUGAUAGUAAGAGUCAUGCCGUUUCUGCUUCUGGUGUAGAUGAUAACGAAAAUACUGGAAAUGAAGAGGAAGAGACAAAGAAACCCUUACCUCUAGAAGAGGAAGGUGCGGAAGAACAGGAUGAUGAUGAUGAUGAUGAUAAUAGUAAUAAUAAUGGGUAUAAUGAUUUGCGGUCUGUUUUACUUUUGCUUUCGGUCUUCUGUGCACCCUACCGUGUUGUGAGGAGUGAUGGUUGCCCAGCUGUAACGUGUACUGCCCGAUUGAUGUUAUGCCGUGAUCCAUCUAUUGUGUAUCUUGGCCUUCUUGUGAACUUCACACAGUCGUAUCAUCCAGAGAAGAUACUGGACGGUGCUGCCGUGAUGCGUAUUGUCGCCCACGGCUGGGAGUCCUCUCCUACAUUUGAGGAAGUUGUUAAGUGUUGUCUGCGGGCCAGACAACGUCGUCGUUGUUGUCAACAACGCGAAACGAGUAGGGCAGUAACGUUGCAAGAGGAAUGUGAAUCGGAUGCACAAUUACUGCGAUUACCGAAUUUGGUAACAAAUCCCAUACAGAUUAUACCGGAGAAUUUACUUCGGCCCAAACACCAUAGAGGCAGUGAUGCCCUGGAUUGUAUGGAGAUUGGACAAGCCGUGCUGAACAGCAUGGCAGAAGCCGCAGGAGAUGCGGAAAAACUUCUUUGGUGGUCCCGCUGUCGACUGUUGUGUCUGCAGAUGAUGUCCCCACCGGAUCGCACGGAAGUUCUCUCAGGCCCCGCCUGUGAGUUUUUCCGAAGUGUGUGGAAUACCGAACGACUCUUUUCCACCAUCUUGGAUGAUAUAGACCAGGAUGAUGAUGAUGAUGAUGGUGCUACUAUUGCUCAUGCGAAGGCUAAUGAUAAGAAUAAUGAUAAGAAUGAUGAGGAAGAUGGUAAUAAUUGCAAAUCCAUUCAUACCUGUGCUCGGCAGCAGACGACGCAUAGUGAGGGAAAAGAAAUGACCGUUCCAAAGGCAGCAACACUUGUAGGAACUAUAGCCGAUGUUGUGCGAGGAUGGCACUUUGCCGUACGCUCUGGUGGAGCGCUUUAUAAUAUUAUUUCCAGUUAUGCAGCGAUAAACCCACUAGAUACAAUAAGCCGUGUGGUACCUUUUCACAGGAAAUUUCAAGUUGGAAGUCAUCGUUGCCUUGCGGAUGAAUGGCAGUAUCGUCUUCUUAUGGAUUACCACAGUACCUAUAUCGCCGUAUUUCCAGCAAGUACCCCUUCAAGCUCAGCAUUACUUUCAGCGAUGGUAGCCCAAAUGACGGAGAUGUUGGCAUCUCAACCACACUAUUGUCCAGCACUUGUUAUGCGAAGUUUGACACUCACGCGAGAUAACACCGCCGCCGCCGCAUUGGCACUUAAUCAUGGAAUUAUACAAGCUGUUGUUACAGUUAUGCGAACGUACAUGAAUGAAAAACGCCCUGAUGAGGCUCCAAGAAUAAAAGAUAAAAACAACAAUCACACUGGUGUAAUAACGGAAGGUGUGGAUGUGGAUAAUCAUAGUAUUGGAACGGGUGGGGAUCGUGGUAUGGGAGGACGUCGCUACGGCUGGUCUUAUGAGGCCGUGAAUGUAUUACGAUGGUGCUUUAUAGUACUGGAACGCCUCACCACAGUAUCUACACAUGAAUCUACAAACCCCAUUGUUUUUCUACUUUCUCCACAUGGAGAAGAUGGGUAUGAGUUGUGUCGACACAUCUGUGAAAAGAUCCUUUAUCCUGGUGGUCAUCCUGUAUUGGUUGCGGCUGCCUUUCGUUUUCUUGCAGCCUGUAUUCAUCAUAAUGUUCGUGAUGUGGUACCGGCACUAUUGCAACGAGGUGUACUUAACAUUAUAGUGGAGAUUGGAGAGGGACCUACUCUUUUAAAGAGAUAUUAUCAAGGAGAAGUGUCCGCUGUUCAACAACAACAACAGCAACAUAUUUCUGCGCCGAGUAGCCCGGUAAGCACGGCGGAGAAUUUAACAUCAGAAGAACAGCAAACUCCAUUAUUACCAUCUCGCAACAAAGGAAGCAGUACAGAGAAUGAAACCAAUACCUGGAGAGAGAAUGAGGAAGGAGGUGCACAAGAACAGGAUGAGAAUGAUAAUAAGAACCUUCAUGGAGGAGAUCCCUCAGAAUCCGUAGUAUCUAUUGACCCUAUGACCUAUUAUGAACAGGCUAUUCCAAUAGUUAAUAUUUGCAGUGUUUUGCAGGCUUUUGCAGUACAUAACAGUACACAUGCUGAAUUACAGAAACCAAACAUAAUGCGACAUUUUAUGUUAAGUCUUAUUCUACCUUUUUCCUCUUCACCUCAGUCCACCUCUUCCUCACGUUCGGUUGGAACACAAUCACUACAUGUUACUACUCAAGCAGCAUCAUUAGCAGGUAAAGAUAUCCUUUCUUUGCUGCGAACACUACCUCAAUUACAGGAUAGUUUCUUUUCAGCUUUACAGGAGAUAUUAACAUAUGUUGUGGAAGCGGCACAACGUCCAAAUCCUCCUGUAGAAGUUGCACUCUCUAUUUGGAAUAUCUUUUCAUUUCUCAGUGGAGCAGGGUUCCGACAAUUCGCACAACGUGGUUCAAGUCGUCGUCAACGUCAUCGUAUUCCAGAUGCUACGAAUUCUGCCAUUGAUACAUUGGUUCAAAAAUUUCUUCGACUUAAGCGUCUCUUAUCUAAAUUACUUGCUGCAUUCCUGCGAUUACCUUGUCGAGCCGCUACUGCACCUUCUAAUUGCAGUGUCCUCGCUUCAUUUCUCUUGGAACUUCCCUCUGAUAUGUUGGAUAGUGUCGCAGAGGAGAUUAUAAAGUAUACUGAAGAAUCGAUUGAAAUGGUUAAAAAUGACAAACUAACAGAUAGUCGUGCGGAUAUGCUAUAUCUCCUGACAUGUGCUUUCUUUGUAAAAUUUCAAAGCACCCCAUCAUGGGCAGUGAUCUCAAAGUUCAGACGAGAUUUGGCAAAUGUCCUUUUUGAUGUUUAUGUCGCUAUGGAAGUGGCGAAACAUAAACGCAGUGGAAUUUUGGAGACAGAUGGAAAUACAACAGAGAAUAGAGGUACAGGGAGAGAACCAACCGCAAGUAUGCUUGGUGCCGCCACUACGGUAGCCACAGCCGUUCCCACAAGUACAUUGGCCGUGGAAGUUGGACGCGGUGCAAGUGAAACCCCCGUUUCCGAUGCUGAUUUUUCCUUUGAUUGGUCCGUCCCAUCCGGUGCGGGUCAUUAUAAUGAUUCGGCAUUAUUAUCCGGAGAGGAGCGAGGCUCACUGGAUGGGAUUGAAACCCCAGUCGUCACCUACACAUUUAGAACGGCGACCACCACCACAACAACUACAACGACGGCAACCAUGACGAAUAAUGUCGCUGGCGGCACCGGAACAGGAGUGGCAGCAGCAACGGCAAUAACAACAACGGCGGGCGGCACAAGUGGAGGAAACGGCGGAGAGGCCGCUGCCACUACGACCGCCCGGUCGGUUUCGGCUUCUGCGGCCCCUGUGGCUGGCAGUGUGGGUGGAGAGGCCGUAGGGGCGGUGGAGCGGCUGCGGAUGUACAUUGGCGGUUUACUUCUCCCGCCGCCGGACCGCACCCGCUCGACAUCUCCAUCCGCCCCGCCGCACUACAAUCGCGCCAUCUUGGCAUCUGGACAACAUCCCUUGUUGCCCGUCACGAUGGCACAUGUCCUGCGGGGGGCGGCAAAGGUGCUGUUAAAGAUCAGAAAAACGAUCAGAGCAGCAAUUCAGCAGAAAGGGAUGGAAAUGAUGCAGCAGAAUCCGGAAUGCUGUGCGGAUCAGGCAAUGCUAAAAGAUCUCUCUCACAAGAUUGCUCUAGAUGCGCUAAACAUAUAUCAACUAAAGGAAGUUGAGACAAGAAUGAAAUCCUCUGAGGUAAUUCUUUCCUUACCUUGGCGUGGUGUUUCAAGCAGUGAUAAUAACUUCGCACCAUAUGUUACCAGUAUUGUUGUAUCUCUAAAUUUCAUUACAAAGAGUAUUCUACCUCUACAAGAAGACUCAUCAUCAUCAUCAUCAUCAUCAGGAGCAGCUGCAGCUGCAGCUGCACCAGCAACAACAGCAACAACAUUCUCAGUAUCCGUUCCGGGAAUAAGUGCUGCUGUACCAUUACCACAUCCUACUACUUCCACAGAAGGUGGUGUGGAUAAUAUUUGUAGAGGUAGUACUGAUAAUAGUACUAAUCCCAAUGCGGUUACUACUGCUUCUUCUUCUUCAUCAUCAUCAUCACCUUCUACUACUACUACUUCUUCUUCUUCUACUUCAACUACUAAUACUAAUACUACUGCUGAAGCCUCCAUUAAACUUUCGGUACUUGUUAACUCAAUGACGCAUAUACUUGAGGUGUUGCUGAAAGUCUCACCAGAGCGAGGCACUGCACGACGACAAUGGAUGUUGCCACUCCUCUACUUUGUGCAUUUCACCUGGCCAUCUCACGGUCUUGCGUUUACGCCGGCCAUGACACUUGCGAUUCUCGCAAGACUCUUUGACUUCAACACAUCUCUCUUUUUAAUGAAUGCAGACCAAGUUGCCAUGAACGCACUUUCAGAGAUCGACAAUGAUAAUGAAAAUGACGAUGACGAUGACAACACUAACAGGAACACUAACACCAAUGAUAAUGACAGUGUUAUGGAUUUUAUACCAAGCAGAUCAUACAUGGACGAAGAUGAAGGUGAUGAUUCUCUACUUCGCAUGAGAAGCAUAUUAAAUGCUAUGGUUACCAAUAUGUUUCCACGCCCCGCUGUUUCUGGAACCCUUUACUUAGAACAACGACUACACCGGCAAGAUGAAGACCAUCACCGGCGACGACGACAACAACGACAAGAUGAAGAGCAACAACGGCGACAUCAACAUCAACAUCAUCAACAACAACAACAACAGGAACAAGAACAAGAUCCUCAAGAUGAAGACCAACAGCAGCAGCGACAACAACAACAACAACAACAGAGUGCUGCAGGAACAGCCUUAUUGGUGGAACGCGUCACUCAAUGGGUACUUGAUGUUGCCGCCAUUCAACGCUUUGCAGAGGGUGUUACAGAGGAAGAACGAGUACAGUUACGGCGGCUUUGCUGUAGAGUUUGUUGGGUUUACUACGCAGAUGCAUUCUCUGGUAUGCAUGGGGCUACACUUGUGGAGAAUGAGCGGAUGCGACAUUCAUCUAUACUCGAGCGGAUUAUCCGUCUUAUCCUCACGGACCCUAGUCGUUACUACACAUUACUGGAGAUUCUAGCUGUACUUCUAUCCCAGGAGAAAUCCGUUAUGCAGCGAUCGACAUUAGUUUCACAAACUCAACUUCCUCGUGCUAUAUUUGACUGUAUAACAGCAGAGAUUCAGCGAGUUUCAACUGAAGCUGUAUCAGAUCCUUUAAAACAGCAAGAACAAAAACGACAUUGUAAAGCUCUCUAUGGGCAACUAUUUACUUUUCUCUCUGCAUGUUCUGCGGAUGCCCUUGCAGAGAAAGGAAUGCGACCAUGUGCAUAUUACCAUGGAAGUUCCUUUAGUUUUUGCUGGAUGGGUCACCUUUGUCGUCAACCACACUAUGAUGAUGGAAUUACUCUGAGAACACGUCAAAAACCAGUAGAUAUGGGAGAUGAACUACAACGUAUUGUGGAACUUUUAACAGAAUUUGGAUAUCCAAGCUCAUCUGAGAAGAAUGAAGAAACUGUAGAUGAGAAUGAGGAGAAAUCUACGGAAAAAUUAUUAGAUGCGUCACAUCCAGGUGAGAGCAGUACUACUACUACUACUACUACUACUACUACUAAUGAUAAUAAUAAUAACAAUACUCAGACUCCAAUGACUACAGAUCCUCUCAGCAGACGUCACGAUGAUAAUGAUGAGGAAAAGUCUUCCGUACGAUGUGUUAUUUCUGGAACUACUGCAGAGGUAAAACUCAGUAUAUCUUCCCUUCUUGGGGGAACAUCCUUAUUACCUAAGGAUCUUAUAUCUUUGUGUGCAGAAUUGGUAAUGGACUAUUUAGCCAAUGAUGAUAUUGCCAUGGAAGAAGACCAUUUAAAACAGCAAGAACAAGAACAAGAACAAUAUCAAGAGGAAGAAAGUGGACGUGACGGGAAUAUUAAACACCAGAAUAACAAUAAAGAAAAACUUAAUGAGGAAAUUGUUCUGGAAACACCUGUUACACAUAUAGCUAUAUUAUUUCUUUCGAAACUGUUAGAAACAGCAGACACUUCAUUGGUUUCUCACCUUUACCACUUGAAUGACACGACGAAAAAAGGAUUCGUCGUGCGGGCUAUUUCUCGUUUACUCCGUAAUGAUGUAGCCACUUCAAGUGCUCGUCUGCCUGUAUUGAAGUCUCUCAUAGAUUGGCCAGAACACACAGAAUGGGUGGUGUACUCCGCAAUCGUAAAUGCCGUGCAGAAUCAAAUGCGAGCUGGAGCCACAUAUACUUUACGAGAAAAAGAUGUUCAGGAACUUUGUGCUCAACACGCCAGUAAUAAUCCACGAAGAGGUCAUGAUCAUCAUAUGCGUAAUAUUUCAGAAGUUCAUCGACAAUCCAUACCAUUAAAUGAUUUUGUAACGGCUAUUCGUUCUAUUAUUGACAAACAACCAAAGACAUUUUGUACGGUAUUUAAUAAUUCAUGUGUUGUACAUAUUCUUGACAGUGAUGGUAAAAAUGGUGAAUUAGCAAGAUCUGAUCAUAUCAAGACGGCUGUGUGGGUGGCACCACGCAAACCACCACGAACAGCUGCGAUGUGUAAUUCCCUUACUCUACAUCGUUCUGUAGUGGGACAAAUGUUUGAUAUGCUUUUACAGCGUCUUGCCUCCAAGACGUUGUUGCCAAGUGCCGUCUCUACAGUGCUCAAUCACAUUACAACUUUACCUUUCAUUGCCUCUAUGGUGACAGCGUAUAGUGUGAAUAUGCCACUACCAGAAAGUAUGCAGAACAUCUUUGAACAACAUAAAACGGUAGAUGGAGAACACAUGCGACAACAACAACAACAACAACAAGAAUUACAUUCUGGUGAUCCUUUAGUUUCACAAAAACAUACUCUCUUCCUUACACCAUUCCUUGCGGUAGUGAUGUUUAUGGAUGGAUCACAGCUAGAACCACUUGAACAGUUCUUCUCCAAUGUCGCACAAAAGGCGCCUUCAGCGUUAGCACAGAUGUUACUGAAUGUACUUGGGGUAAUGCUAGAUGAUAUACAAUCCCAUAAAAAUAUUGAGAAUGAGGAGGAAGAGGGUAAUGGAGAAGAAGAAGAAGAAAAGGAAGAGGGAAAACAAAAGAAGAAUGAAAAGAAUGACCCAGCAGCAAUGGGACCCUCACCAAGACGGAUGGCCUGCAAUCUUCUUCAUGUUUGGCGCCUACUACUUGUGGCCGCAUCAAGUUCACUUGUUUGGCGUUUCUGUGAUGAACUUUAUAAGCGCGGGGCACUUGAAGUACUGUACCGUAUGGUCCGCCUUCAGUGCUGCACCACAGAGCGGGACGCAGCUGCACUUCUUCUGGUCAUUCGUCGUGUAUUGUUAACGUACAGCAAUAGUAACAGUAAAAAUAACAGGAAUAAUGCCACUCACGUAGAAGCUCGUAGUGAGCAAGAGGGAAAUAACAACAAUACCAACAGCAGCAACAAUAACAGUAAUAACAACCGUAAUAACAGCAGAAGCAGUAGCGGCACUCACCGCAGUAGUGGAAGUGGGAGCAUAGUGGUCCCACAGCAAUUCAUACUGCCGACAGCGGAGGAGUACACUGCACUUUUGCCCGAGAACAGUCAUGAAACCCCAUCUGCACAACAACAACCAAACCAAGAACAAGAAGAACACGAGCAGCACUCUGCUGGUGGAGAUGAGUCAUUUUACUUAAAUGAUCUUGUCAGUGGUAAUGAUCAGCGUGAGAGGAGUGGGGAAACUAAUGAUAGGUCACGCAUUAAUAGAUUGACAGAAUCUGUAAGAAAUGUUGUUUUGGGCCUUUCUGGGUUACUCCCUCCUGGUGGUGGUGGUCUUUUAUUGUAUGAAACUCACGAGGACACCGAUAAUGACUUCACUACCCACGCUGAACACUACGAUGUGGGAGAGGAAGACUUGGGUGAUGAUGAUGAUGAUGACGAAGACGAUGAUGAUGAAGACGGCGACGAUGACGAAAAUGAUGAUGAUGAUGUUGAUGAAAAUGAUGAUGAUGAUGAUGAUGAUGAAGAUGAUGAUGAUGAAAAUGAUGAUGCAUUGCAUACUCCAGUUACCCCAGCUCUCACACCGUUUCGAGAAUAUGGGAUUUACGGACCUGAUGGGUCCCUUAUGGGCCUUCAAGGUGUAGAUGGUGAGGGCAUGAGAGAUAAUGAAGAUCAAGAGGAAGAUGAAGAAAAUGAAGAUGAUCUAGUGGAAGAGGAAGAGGAAGAUGAGGAAGAGGAGGAUACGGAAUACGAAGAGUUAGUACCCUACAUGGUGGAACACUCUCGAUUGUUGCGUGAUGCAGGACACGAUGAAUCCUUUCCAUUAUCAAGUGCAGAGUUUGUUGCCAUGAUGGAAGGUGAUCAUUCAGAAGGAGUUAUCCCACGUUCACUAUUACUUGAGAUGGAACGGUGGGAUCCACAAGGUAUAGGAAUUGUACGUCCUGCUGGAAACGCCUACAACAGUUGGUCCUUUUACACUAACAGUGGAACUACUGGUGAUAUUGGGGAGAUUGGGGAGAUUGGCGAUAAUGGCGCCUCUUUAUAUGAGUUCUUCAGACAUCACCGCUUCACUAUGGCAGAGCGUGAUCCUUAUCAAUACCCUACUGAACAUGGUGGUCAUCUCGCACGGCUUGUGAAUGUAUGCGAGGCUAUUAAUGCAGAAGUGGAGCGGCAGUGGAAUACACUUCACGUAUUUGAACCUUUACCACCUCAACUACGUGCAACGGAUGAGGUAUCUCCAGUUGUCCCUAAUAUAGAACCACCCCCAACGAACAACCCCAACCCCAAUAAUAAUAGUAAUAAUAACCUUAGUAGUGAUGCUACAGCUAACAGAGGCAAUCCUGCAUCAAAUUCCCCAUUAGAAUUGGGUAAUGAUAUUGCCUCCUUAAACACAUGCAACGAUACAAACAGGAGUGAUGUUGAGGAAGCUGACACAGGAAACAACAAUGUAAAUCGUUGCAGUACUUCUACAGGGGAAGAAACUGCGCCUCAAUUGACGUCAUCAGGCAAUGUUACUACAAAUGCAGAACAAAGUUCUUCUUCUGCUGUUGCAGCAAGAGGUGAAGAAUCUACUACUGUGGUUGGCAAUACAUCUUCUGAUAGAGAAGCCACCGGAGAACCACCAGUAGAGCAACAACCCUGGUUUAGCGUUAUUCAGCCACACUUUCUUCUUGAAUUACCAGAACCACUCCGCCGUGAGAUUUUAUUUGAACACAUGAACGUAUUACUACACGAUCGUGAACACGAGGUGAAUGGACGCCGUACACGUAUUUUCACCGGCUUCCUCUCCGAAUUAUCACCAAGCGUGCAGCAAGAGGCUAUAGAAGUGGAGCAACGCUGGCGACGCGUCACAGGCGCCGACGGAGAUGGAAGUGACUCACAGAACACAAAUGCCACAGAUGUAUUAACAGAUGUACUCGCCGUCGUUACACCGGAUGUACGGCGGGAUAUUCUACUUACUUGUGAUAUGCGACACCUUGAGGGAAAUCCCCAACUCCAUGCAGAAGCUAGUGUACUGCGUGGACUGCAGACACUGAUGCCACGUGCUGGAGAGGAAGGAAUGCGUAGACAUAAUACUAUGAUGGAAGCGGGUAAUAUACCACUACAGGAUAAUAGUGAUUUAGAAGCACUUUUAACACCUACGACUACUGAAAUUCCUCCUGCCAUGGAGGAUAUAAACGCUUCGCAGAUGCCGCGUCUCCCUACAAUUUCAAGAGGAACAGAACCACACAGUUUACUUUCAAGCAUUCAACGACAACUACGGGAAAGAAGUGUUGGACGUGGUCAACGGACAACAGGAAACGAUAUACAACGAGAGGGUGGCGGUAUAGGUAUGAGGAGUCGUGGUGAGGAUAGUAAUAUCAACCGAGUUGCUGAUAUUGGGAUUGGUCGUCGCCCUGCACGUCCACCUCGCGGGAAUAAUCGUCCAACGGAAUUACAACUAAUGUUAUCUAUUCGUGCCCAACGUGAACGUAUUCCACGACAUGGGAGAUCUGGUACUCCUCCGAAUAGAGAAAAAGGACCGGCAGGUCUUCAAGCGGCGGUGCCACCCGUACCGGCAGAUGUAAUGAAACAGUUAGUGGAACUUAUUUGCUUAACAAAAGGUGGACCAGUUCCAUUGGAGCGACACAGUACAAUGACAUCUAAUUUAUCUGUUACUCUGCAACUAGUUUCAUUGCUUUCCACGGUGUGUGUAAAUACUACAGUGGCGACAAAGGCUUUAAAAGAUCUUCUUGAUGUGGUACUAGAAGGACCAUCAUACUCUGCCGCCAUUGCGGCAAUGAAAGAGGAAUCUGGAAAUUCUUUAACUGGAUUAAAUGGGAAAGAAGAGCGUAUUCGUAGCCGUAUUGCUGAUCAAGUACUUAUUACGAUUCUAAAGCUUGUUGGUCGUUGUCGUGCUGCAGGUAUGAGUUUUAUUAGACUUCCAGAUGGUGCCGAUGAGGGUGGUCCAGUGAAGUCUCUGGAUGAGGGUUAUGAUGAGAGAGAGUUAAAGGCUAUGCAAAUUGCUCUCUUUCGACGACUUGUAGAAGUUGUCUUGCGUUUCCCAUCAUUACAUGUGGUAUCCACUUUCACAUUCCUCAUGAAAGAACUAAACACAAAACUACGUCUAUUGGAGGAAGGAUUCACACGAACACAACACCCAACAGGAGAGGUUGGAAAUAUCUCCGAUACUUCUAUUCGACAUCCACGACAUGAGCAUACACUCUCUUGGGAACCUGUCAUGCAUCCCUCGUAUGCAGAUUCUAACACUACCUGUGCUGUCUGUUAUACCAGAAUGUGCCCUAGUAACUCUCUCUUUGAAUGUAGAAGAUGUCGUUUUCUUCUUUGCCCAGCAUGUAGCCGUGUGAUGUUAAGUGCGGAAGAGGAAAUGCAACGGGCACGUCGUUGGGGUUACGCCCUUGUAACUUCUCAAGGGACGCUAGAUACGGUAUUGCAAUUGCUGCGUCAUCCAAAGUGUACAGAAGAGAUGGCACAGGAGACCGUUGGGUUUUUACGACUUGGUAUUAAAGAAAGUGCUCGGCGUGAUUCUACAACUUUAGUGGGUGAAGACCAUAGUCCCAUAGCGAUUGUGGAGCGAGUUAUUAUUGAACUAGCUACAGAGAUCACUGCUGGAAUACACUCAUGUAUUAAAGCAUUCCGUAGUGCUUUUCCACCUAGAGUAUCUUCCUCCUCUUCUUCCUCUUUAUCAGAUGCUAUUGUGCAAUCGGAGAGUCAUCAUGCUACGGAAGAAAAGGGAAAACGAUGUGAUGAUAAUGUAAGUAGUGGUAAUGGUAAUAAUAAUAAUAAUAAUAAUAAUAAUAAUAAUAAUAAUAAUAAUAAUAGUAGUAGUAGUGGAACUGGUGAUAUGAUGAAUAGAAUGUGGAAGGUACAAGAAGCGAAUGUUGCUCUUUCUUAUAUGAAUUUAAAUACCAGAGAUGACAAAUUGGAUACAUUAUUUGUUCCUUACGCGGAUGUACAUCGUCCGGAACCACGUGAACUUUCUCUUAUGUGGCAUGCUUCUCAGAUGUAUCUUGCGGAAAUUGCUUUUAUUAUGCAACACUUACAGAGUAGCACUUCUGUGAUGUUACCACAAGCGGUUCUUCUUCUUUUAUCUGGAUUCUGUCAAUUUCACAUGGCAGAACACAGACGAUCGGGAUGCUCUGCUAGUGUUGGAAUGGAUAGUGUCAGUAGUCUUACAGUGGAAAAGACAGAAACGGAACGUUUUAUGCUGGACACUACACAUACACCAUCAAGUGUUUCCGAUGCAGCUGAUAGGGCCCUUAAACGUGAACAACGUAGUCAGCAAAAUCAAGGAAAUCAAAAUCAUGAUUAUAAUCAUGAUGCUCAUCAUACAUCUGUUCCUUCUCUACCGUUUUCUCGACGUUCCCAUCGAUACUCACAAUUGGAAAUUGGUAGUGGAAGUGGCAGUGCUCGUGGGGUUCCUUUGAAUGACUCUAUGCGAGAAGAGACGAUUGCCAUUCCACGUGUUGUGAGACAAUUUGUAGAACGCAACCGAUUAACCAUUAAUGCCCUUAUUCAAUAUGAUCCACAACUCUUAAAAGAUACUUUUGCCUUUUUAAAAUCAGAACCUGGUUUUAUUGAUUUUAAUAUUCGUUUACAAGAGUUCCAACGUCAUAUUAGCUAUACCACACAUGGUUCUCGUAUUGCUCUUAACAUCAGUCGUGAUCAGUGUCUACGUGAUAGUUUCUCUCAACUAUCCAAAUUAAAGAGUUUUCACGGUCAGUUGAAUGUACGUUUCCGUGGAGAAGAGGGUGCAGAUGCGGGAGGACUCACACGGGAAUGGUUCCAACUCCUCGCAGAGGAAAUGGUGAAUGACAACUACGCCCUCUUCAUUCACUCACGCGAAGGAAUGACAUACCAACCAAAUCCCUUCUCAGAUGUGAAUCCCAAUCAUCUGCAGUAUUUUAACUUUGCGGGUACAGUGGUGGGAAUGGCGGUGGCUCACGGUGUGCCGAUUGAUGUACACUUCACUCGAGCCGUCUAUCGACACAUGACGGGUGUACAACCCAUCUUUCGUGAUCUUGAGAGUGUGGACCCGGAAUUGUAUGAAAAUCUUAAUUGGCUUCUACGCAAUGAUGUCAGUGAUCUUGGUCUCUUCUUUACUGUUAGCUGUGAACGCUUUGGGGUGGUGCAGGAAACCGAACUUCUACCGAAUGGGGCUCACGUCGCGGUGACGAAUGCAAACAAAUCUCAAUAUGUUCGACUCCGCUGUGAGUUCCACAUGACUCAACAGAUUGAACAACAAAUGGUGGAGUUUCUUAAAGGUUUCUAUAAUGUUAUCCCACGUAAAGAAAUCCACAACUUCACUGCCCAGGAGUUGGAACUCGUUAUUUGUGGAAUGCCGGAUAUUGAUGUGGAGGAUCUCCGUGGACACACCGUGUAUGAAGGCUACACCUCCACUUCUCCACAAAUCCGUUGGUUCUGGGAAGUUGUCGCCUCCAUGACGAAAGAAGAUCGGGCGAAUCUCCUGCAGUUUGCCACUGGCGCCUCUAAAGUCCCACACGGCGGCUUCAGCAAUUUGGAAUCCGCGAGUGGAUCACCGCAGCGAUUCACAAUUACAAAGUGGGGAGACAGUACAGAUCUGCUUCCACAGGCACACACCUGUUUUAAUAAGAUUGACUUGCCAGAGUACCCAAGCAGUGAGGAACUGCGGAAGAAGUUGAUGCUUGCGAUUACAUUCGGCAGCAGGGGAUUUGCGAUGCUGUAA